Messenger RNA from Leptosomus discolor (cuckoo roller), 288 nucleotides. The record is from RefSeq and is a predicted model, not a curated record. NCBI's taxonomy places the organism in Eukaryota, Metazoa, Chordata, Aves, Leptosomiformes, Leptosomidae.
UUCCCGCCGCCCUCCGCCAUGCCCGGCAAGGCGCUCGCCCUCUGCCUCCUGGGGCUCCUGGCUCUCUCCUCCGCUUGUUACAUCCAGAACUGCCCCAUCGGGGGCAAACGCGCCGUCCUGGACAUGGACCUCAGGAAGUGCCUGCCCUGCGGUCCCAGGAACAAGGGUCGCUGCUUCGGUCCCAACAUCUGCUGUGGGGAAGAGCUGGGUUGUUACCUCGGCACCCCCGAAACGCUGCGGUGCCAGGAAGAAAACUUCUUGCCGACGCCCUGCGCGUCGGGACGCCAA